UGUUAGGGACUCAGAAAUAGGAGUGAAGUGCUAAAGUGAUAAAGAAUGACUCUAGGACACUCCUUGAGGAUUGAAGAGGACUUAUUCUCUUUUUCUGCCAUGAUUUAUUAACUCCUUUUUCUUUUUUGAGACAGAAUCUUGCUCUGUCACCCAUUCUGGACUGCAGUGGUACAAUCAUAGCUCACUGUAACUUCAAACUCCUGGACUCAAGGUAUCCUCCUGCCUCAGCCUCCCGAGUAGCUGGGACUAGAGGUGUGUGCCACUGCACUUGGCUAAUUUGUUUUGUUUUGUUUUUCAUCUUUGGUAGAGAUGGGGGCCUCCUUUUGCUGCCCAGGUUGUGAUUAACUUCUUAACUUUCCUCUCUGCUUCUUCCUUCUCUUCCUUUCAUUCUAUGUCCUCUGUAUUGCAGCGGGAGACUUGGUGGGUACUGGGUUGCUAAUAGCCUAAUGGGAUCUGGGUAGCAGUGUACACUCUUCUCAGUCAUUUCCCUUCCUCACGUGUCCCUGCCUCUGUGUUCCACUGCUCCCCACGGGCUUCCAGGGUGACAGAAGUGGGAGGAAAUGGUGGUGAGUUGCAGUAGACAUGUUAGAUUUCAGUAGGAUAAAAUAGAGGGUAAGAUAAGUAAAAACUCUACAGAGGCCUCAUAGCUGGCUAGUCAAGGUAGUUAGCAAUAAGUAACAAAUGUAAAUCUGCAUACUAGUUAGAAAUUGCAAUGUUUUAUAUUAAAUAUAUUUUUCUAUAUAUUGCAUGUAUAUCUUUAUAUCAUAAGAGAUAAUACAAAAUGCAAACACAGAAACAUUUUUUACUUACUGACUGAUUCACUAACCAAGCAUUUUUAAAAAUAUAAGUAUAAUGAAUAAUUAGGAUAAAAAGUUUAGAUACUUUUUUUGAGUUGGGAAAUGCCAUGGUUAUUAUUUCCAGCUUACAGAUGAGGAGACUGAAGGGCACUCAUCUGGGAUUAUUUAGAUGUUAAGUUUAAAUAAAUGACAUUUCUGAAUAUAGCAUUUUAUUUUACUUAUAUCAAAAUUGAAAUUAUCUUAGCUUUCCCAGUUUCCUGUUUAUUUAUUCCUAUGACAUUCAUCCAUGAAUUAUAUAUAUGUGUAUAUAUACACACAUACAUGUAUAUAAUUCUAUUAUAUUUACACAUACAUAAUAUACAUGUAUGUAUACAGUUACACAUACAUAAUAUAUGGCUUGGAUCUUUGAGCAUUUCUCCUGAGUCCAGUUGCUUGUAGGGUGCUACCACUGAACUUUCUUUCCACCACAUUCAAUUUAUCAAGUUUAAGUGCAUCGUGUCUCUCACAGGUGCUAUUAUUCUUCUAGUCGUCUGGAUGAGACUAGAAAAUUUGGAGCCAUCUUUUAUUCUUUCUAUUCCUUCAUCAUCUAAUUAUGAUCUGUCCCCAAGCGUUAUCAUUCCUUCAUCUUCUCCUCCCCUGCUUCCUUCCCGCAGCUACCUCACUACUCCGUGCUUUCAUCACCUUAGACAUAAAUUACUAAAAAAGCCUUUAGGAUGACUCCCUUGCCUACACUCCAUCAUCCACCACUCUGGCCUCAGAUCAGUGGCCUGUCAAUAUUCACAGCCCCCAGCUAGUCCAAACACUUCUUCUGGGAUGUCCAGGUCUUUCUAAUCUACAUCUACUUUCUAAGAUCGUCCAACAUUUAAGCUCAAGAGAGGCCAUUUUCCAUCCACUCUCCUACACAAGUCACGUUAUUUCUACUUCAAAACUUUGUCUUAUUCUCUCUUCCUGCCUUCCUUCUUCCUUUUUUUCCUUUCUUUCAAACUUUGAUUGUAAUUGGAGGCUCAGCUCAAAAUACUUGUCCCACAUAUUCUAUGAUCAAGCGAGUUAAUAAUAAUUUCUCCAUUUUCUGAAUCACAUGGUUUUCAUCAAUAUCAUAGGCUCUAAUCCUUUACUGUGCUCUAAUAGAUGUGAUAUGUUUUUCUUACCAAAAAGACCAUAAAUACUUACUGUGUAAGACUAAUAUUACUUGUACCAUUCAUAGCAUUAAAAUAGCUGAAGGCACAUAAAAGCAAUAUUUUUCCUAAUUGACUAAUUCACACUGAACAGGUGUUAUCAUUUUUUAUAAGCACAGGAAAAGCUGGCAAGGUCUCCCUCAAUAUUAAAUACCUCAAGGACGUAAGUGACUUCUUUAGACUUUACAUGUCUAAUGAUGGUAGCUUUAUUUGUGUACAUGCUGAAUGAAAUAUUCCGAAUAUUCUGCAGACAAAGGAAGUGUUCAGAAAUAAUCCUUUACUUCAAGGCCCAGAGAUUCAUAUUCAGAAUUGUAUUAUGUACUGAAAUUCUCUACUACUUUGAAAUGUAACUCUGAGGACUGUGUUUUCUCCUUUUUUCUAAUCAUUUUACCUCAUUGGGAUAUCAAAAUAGAUGAUCAUCUGAAUACAUACAAACACCCAAAUGUCUACAUUUCCAAGUCAGCAGUAUAAUUUCACAAACCAAGAAGCUAGAAGAUACACAGGUCUCAGGUAACUUUGGGUUUAAAUAUGAAAAUGUCUAUUUCAAGCAUCUGCCUUUUCAGCUACUUAUUCAAAAUCUUUGCAAGGAAAGGCAGAAAAGAAACAAGUUGUUUCUAGUAAAAUGAAACUGUGCAUAAAAUCCCCAGCAGUUCAAAACUUGGCAUUCUGGACUUUUUCACGAAUUACAACUGCAAGUUUAACAGCCAACCUUUGGGACUUCAAUGCACCAGGUUCAACAAAGUGUGGGCAGGUGUGGAGAAAUACAACUGGACAAAAGGAAUAUGAUCUCAUGCUAACAGACUGAGUGGGGACGCCUGGCAAGGUGAGAUUCUUCCUGGUAUCUCCGUACAGUACUCAUUCCUUCUGGGUAUGGGGCAGGACCUUCUCUGGAAUGGGGUCUUAUGAGCUACGAUCAAACAAGGAUUCUUUCACCCAGGCAUCUCCUCCAGAGGGAUCCGCCAGCCCGUCCAGCAGCACCAUGUGGGUGACCAAACUCCUGCCAGUCCUGCUGCUGCAGCAUGUCCUUCUGCAUCUCCUCCUGCUCCCCAUCGCCAUCCCCUAUGCAGAGGGACAAAAGAAAAGAAGAAAUACAAUUCAUGAAUUCAAAAAGUCAGCAAAGACUACCCUAAUCAAAAUAGAUCCAGCACUGAAGAUAAAAACCAAAAAAGUGAAUACUGCAGACCAAUGUGCUAAUAGAUGUACUAGGAAUAAAGGACUUCCAUUCACUUGCAAGGCUUUUGUUUUUGAUAAAGCAAGAAAACAAUGCCUCUGGUUCCCCUUCAAUAGCAUGUCAAGUGGAGUGAAAAAAGAGUUUGGCCAUGAAUUUGACCUCUAUGAAAACAAAGACUACAUUAGAAACUGCAUCAUUGGUAAAGGACGCAGCUACAAGGGAACAGUAUCUAUCACUAAGAGUGGCAUCAAAUGUCAGCCCUGGAGUUCCAUGAUACCACACGAACACAGCUAUCGGGGUAAAGACCUACAGGAAAACUACUGUCGAAAUCCUCGAGGGGAAGAAGGGGGACCCUGGUGUUUCACAAGCAAUCCAGAGGUACGCUUCGAAGUCUGUGACAUUCCUCAGUGUUCAGAAGUUGAAUGCAUGACCUGCAAUGGGGAAAGUUAUCGAGGUCUCAUGGAUCAUACAGAAUCAGGCAAGAUUUGUCAGCGCUGGGAUCAUCAGACACCACACCGGCACAAAUUCUUGCCUGAAAGAUAUCCCGACAAGGGCUUUGAUGAUAAUUAUUGCCGCAAUCCCGAUGGCCAGCCGAGGCCAUGGUGCUAUACUCUUGACCCUCACACCCGCUGGGAGUACUGUGCAAUUAAAACAUGCGCUGACAAUACUAUGAAUGACACUGAUGUUCCUUUGGAAACAACUGAAUGCAUCCAAGGUCAAGGAGAAGGCUACAGAGGCACUGUCAAUACCAUUUGGAAUGGAAUUCCAUGUCAGCGUUGGGAUUCUCAGUAUCCUCACAAGCAUGACAUGACUCCUGAAAAUUUCAAGUGCAAGGACCUACAAGAAAAUUACUGCCGAAAUCCAGAUGGGUCUGAAUCACCCUGGUGUUUUACCACUGAUCCAAACAUCCGAGUUGGCUACUGCUCCCAAAUUCCAAACUGUGAUACGUCACAUGGACAAGAUUGUUAUCGUGGGAAUGGCAAAAAUUAUAUGGGCAACUUAUCCCAAACAAGAUCUGGACUAACAUGUUCAAUGUGGGACAAGAACAUGGAAGACUUACAUCGUCAUAUCUUCUGGGAACCAGAUGCAAGUAAGCUGAAUGAGAAUUACUGCCGAAAUCCAGAUGAUGAUGCUCAUGGACCCUGGUGCUACACGGGAAAUCCACUCAUUCCUUGGGAUUAUUGCCAUAUUUCUCGUUGUGAAGGUGAUACCACACCCACAAUAGUCAAUUUAGACCAUCCUGUAAUAUCUUGUGCCAAAACGAAACAAUUGCGAGUUGUAAAUGGGAUUCCAACACGAACAAACAUAGGAUGGAUGGUUAGUUUGAGAUACAGAAAUAAACAUAUCUGCGGAGGAUCAUUGAUAAAGGAAAGUUGGGUUCUUACUGCACGACAGUGUUUCCCUUCUCGAGACUUGAAAGAUUAUGAAGCUUGGCUUGGAAUUCAUGAUGUCCAUGGAAGAGGAGAUGAGAAACGCAAACAGGUUCUCAAUAUUUCCCAGCUGGUAUAUGGCCCUGAAGGAUCAGAUCUGGUUUUAAUGAAGCUUGCCAGGCCUGCUGUCCUGGAUGAUUUUGUUAGUACAAUUGAUUUACCUAAUUAUGGAUGCACAAUUCCUGAAAAGACCAGUUGCAGUGUUUAUGGCUGGGGCUACACUGGAUUGAUCAACUAUGAUGGUCUAUUACGAGUGGCACAUCUCUAUAUAAUGGGAAAUGAGAAAUGCAGCCAGCAUCAUCGAGGGAAGGUGACUCUCAAUGAGUCUGAAAUAUGUGCUGGGGCUGAAAAGAUUGGAUCAGGACCAUGUGAGGGGGAUUAUGGUGGCCCACUUGUUUGUGAGCAACAUAAAAUGAGAAUGGUUCUUGGUGUCAUUGUUCCUGGUCGUGGAUGUGCCAUUCCAAAUCGUCCUGGUAUUUUUGUCCGAGUAGCAUAUUAUGCAAAAUGGAUACACAAAAUUAUUUUAACAUAUAAGGUACCACAGUCAUAGCUGAAGUAAGUGUGUCUGAAGCACCCACCAAUACAACUGUCUUUUACAUGAAGAUUUCAGAGAAUGUGGAAUUUAAAAUGUCACUUACAACAAUCCUAAGACAACUACUGGAGAGUCAUGUUUGUUGAAAUUCUCAUUAAUGUUUAUGGGUGUUUUCUGUUGUUUUGUUUGUCAGUGUUAUUUUGUCAAUGUUGAAGUGAAUUAAGGUACAUGCAAGUGUAAUAACAUAUCUCCUGAAGAUACUUGAAUGGAUUAAAAAAACACACAGGUAUAAUUGCUGGAUGAUAAGGAUUUCAUGGGAAAAAAAAUCAAUUAAUCUAUCUAAGCUGCUUUCUGAUGUUGGUUUCUUAAUAAUGAGUAAACCAUAAAUUAAAUGUUAUUUUAACCUCACCAAAACAAUUUAUACCUUGUGUCCCUAAAUUGUAGCCCUGUAUUAAAUUAUAUUACAUUUCA
Molecule: messenger RNA, 5576 nt
Organism: Symphalangus syndactylus (siamang)
Lineage: Eukaryota; Metazoa; Chordata; Mammalia; Primates; Hylobatidae
Gene: HGF
Product: hepatocyte growth factor
Biological process (GO): hepatocyte growth factor receptor signaling pathway; positive regulation of protein phosphorylation; negative regulation of apoptotic process
Molecular function (GO): signaling receptor binding; serine-type endopeptidase activity
Source: RefSeq, a predicted model, not a curated record